Molecule: messenger RNA, 1059 nt
Organism: Fusarium poae
Lineage: Eukaryota; Fungi; Ascomycota; Sordariomycetes; Hypocreales; Nectriaceae
Exons: 3
Coding region: 1-1059 (352 amino acids)
Biological process (GO): proteolysis
Molecular function (GO): deNEDDylase activity; cysteine-type peptidase activity
Source: RefSeq, a predicted model, not a curated record
AUGCCGUUUCGUCAGAGGAUGGCCCGCCACUUUGGCGAUUCGCUCGCUCCUGAGAAGCCCUAUCUCAGCUACUACGAUGUCUUGUUGACAGCCGAAGACAUCAAGGCUCUCAAGCAUGACUGGUUAACCGACAACAACAUCGCUUUCUGGGAGGAGUAUCUUGAGCGCGAAACUCUUCCCAAGUAUCCACAAGCUCGUAUCGUUCUGCUCCGCCCCAGCAUGACAUUUCUUCUCAUGAAGGAACCGGAUACUCGAUCAAUCCAAUCCGCUCUUCCCGAUUUCUCCAAGGUCACGCAUAUCUUUCUACCCAUCAACGAUAAUCGUAAUGUGAGCGUCGCUGAGGGCGGUAGCCAUUGGUCACUGCUUCUCGUCUCGACUCUUGAUGGUGUAGCCUUUCACUACGACUCGCUCGGUGGUUCCAACUACUCCGAAGCCAAUGUCGCUACGCGCAAGCUUGCCAACAUACUCGGCCGACCCCUCCGAUUUAUCAACCUUGAGGACUGUCCUCAGCAGGAAAAUGGCAGCGACUGCGGUGUUUUUGUCUGCCUCUUGAUGCGACAUCUCCUCGUCAAGCGCCUUCUGUGCGCUAAUGCCCGCGAGAAGGUAUCGAUGAGUAUGGGUGGAAAGAUGGUUGACAGCUAUGGCGGACGCAAAGAAAUGAUGCGAAUAAUCGAAAAUCUCCGUAAGGAAGGAGAGCGAAGGCGAUCAACGGACUGCUACGGCUCUUGCGAACAAUUCGAGGACCUCGUGAGAGAACUACUAGGAGAAAAGAAGGCUGCAACUCGUGCCAUGACUGCUCCGGUCAAGGCUGCUCCGGUCAAGACGACCCCUGUCAAGACGGCUCCUGUCAAGCGAACUUUGCCCCCUUGGACUGGAAUGAGAGACUUUGGUCGCCCCAAAAAUUGGCAAUCUCGAUCGGCUCCAUCUACACUUGGCGGUCGAAUCACCAAAGAGCCCCAGGAUUCGAGCCCUUCCACGCCUAUCAAAAUCCGAAGCAAGCGAUCUUCCUACCCCACAACAGCUUCACCUCAAACUUGCAAGGUCAUCCAAACACACUGA